Messenger RNA from Scatophagus argus, 3139 nucleotides. It is a transcript of the gene trim25l, whose product is annotated as tripartite motif containing 25, like. Bases 151 to 2607 code for a protein of 818 amino acids. NCBI's taxonomy places the organism in Eukaryota, Metazoa, Chordata, Actinopteri, Scatophagidae. Gene Ontology annotation, molecular function: zinc ion binding; protein binding. The transcript is spliced from 16 exons. The record is from RefSeq and is a predicted model, not a curated record.
UUCCACCUGUGAAUCCAGGCACCUGGACUUCUUUACUUCUUUGGAUCUUUCUCUUUCACUGUUCUGCUCUCUGAGUGUCACGGCAGGUAACCAUCUCUCUAUUUUUAAUUCCUUCAGCCUUUUCUUCGCAACUCGUCUGACAGUGUCACCAUGAGUGCCAAACUGUGGACAGAGGAGCAGUUUAACUGUCCUGUGUGUCUGGACCUCCCAAAUGAUCCAGUCACCAUCCCCUGUGGACACAGCUACUGCAUGGGCUGCAUCAAGGACUACUGGAGCAAGGACGAUCCCAAAGGGAUCUACAGCUGCCCCCAAUGCCGCCAGACCUUCUGCCCCAAGCCCUCCCUGUCCAGGAACACCAUGCUGGCUGAGGCUGUGGAGCAGCUCCGCAAAGGGGCCCUCAAAGCUGAUGUGCGUGAGUCUAUACGAAGCGCCCGUGGUAUGGCCUCUGCUGCAUCUAGAUCCAAGGGGAAGCUCUCCUCCUCAGCAGUGGCAUGUGACAUGUGCAAAGGAGAACAGCGAGAGGCGGUCAAGAGCUGCUUGGUGUGUAUGAGCUCAUACUGUGAAGCCCACCUGAAACCUCACCACACCAAGAAAUCUCUGAAGCAGCACGAGCUCAUAGCACCCACAAGCAAUCUGGCUGAGAAGAUCUGCACCCAGCACAAGUACCUGCAGGAGUUCUUCUGUCGUCAGUGUAAGAUGUUCAUCUGCUGGCUGUGCACCAGCAACCACCACAAGGGCCACGAGUGUGUGUCCACCAAGGCUGAGCGCCUGGAGAAACAGAAAGUGCUGUCAGAGAUGCAGGCGGAGAAUCAGCAGAGACUGAAAGACAGAGAGCAGGAGCUGAAAGACUUGAAGAAGGUGAUGGAGGUGAUGAAGCGUUCUGCAGACAGGGUACAUGAUGACACGGAGCAGGCGCUGUCAGAGCUGCAGCGCUCGGUGGAGCGUCUGCAGGAGCUGCUGGAGGAGGUGCUGGAUCAGGCAGGCCAGGAGAAGAUGGGCCAGGCUCAGGAGGUCGCUGACAGCUUGGAGGCUGAGAUCAAGGAGCUGAAGAAGAGGGACACGGAGAUGAAGGACCUCGUACGGUGCGAGGACCACAUCCACUAUCUGCAGACAUGUGAGUCCAUGUGCACUCCCCUGGAGUCGGGGGACCUGCCCCCGGUGGUGGUCAAUCCAGAAGCUUCCCUAGAGCCUGUACGAGACGCCAUCCUGGACCUCAGGGAGAAGGUGGAGGAUCUGUGCAACCAGGAGCUGAGCAAGAUCACCAAACAAGUCAAUGACACGACACUGUUCACUCUGAAAGACUCCAACCGCAACGCGGGACAGAAAGGAGGGAUUUUUAAAUUGUUUUCUGGUCUGGGCUCUCGCAACACCAACAGCCGUUCACCAGCUUCCACCCCCAAUAUUUCAGUUGGAGCACGGAGUACAGACAGACGAGGAUUUGGUACAGGCCCAAAAAAUCAAGACGUGAGGAGCAGAGACGCACCACGAGACAGAGGAAACACAAGCUCGCCUAGACUGCGGGACAGACAGAGAAGAGAGGACAGAGAGACAGUGAGGGAGACCAAUCCCAGACCCAGCCCCAGACCUAGUCCCACUCCAAGCCGCAGAGAGUCCCAGUCUCUUUGGAGCAGGUCCAGUCAGAGCCAGGCUGCCCCUGCUGCAGCCUUGACCCCGGCUCCAACUCCCAUUCCAGCCACAGCAGCUCCAGCUCCAGCUCCAGCUCCGGCAGCAGCAUCAACUGGAGGUUUCAAUCGGAUGGGCUCAAUCGCGUUGAUCAGCAACAUCUUCCGUUCUCAUCGGCGUGGCACCAACCCAGCCACCCCUGCUGCCCCAGCCAAUGACACACCAUCUACAGGAGGAAACCCAUGGGCUAUGGCUGCUCUGCCUGAAACGGAAAUUAAUCCUGGUCUCUUCUUGGACUCGCCUACCCCCAACACCAUGAAUCACGCUCCUAUUUUCCCUGGAUUGAGAGAAAUCAACAUUGACAGCAUCCAGGCCCCAGAGCCGAGGACCAGAGAGGAGUUUCUACAGUACUCUGUCACGUUGACCCUUGACCCCAACACGGCCCAUCGGCGGCUGGCUCUCUCUGAAGGCAACACUAAAGCAACCCUGCAGGCGGCGGCGCAGGCCUACCACGACACUCCAAAGCGUUUUGACGGCUGGACCCAGGUGAUCUGCGAGACACCGCUGUCCGCCCAGCGCUGUUACUGGGAGGUGGAGUGGAGGGGUCGGGGCUCAUCUAUGGGCGUAGCGUAUGCAGCAUUGAACAGGAAGGGCUCAGACGCCAGGUCGGGGCUCGGUUACAAUGCCCAGUCCUGGACCCUGGAGCUGUCGGACACCUGCUGCUCUGCCAUGCACGACAACCAGAAGAGGGACAUACCGGUCACCUACUCACCCCGCCUGGGCAUCUUCCUGGACCUGUCCACUGGGACGCUGGCGUUCUACAGUGUGGCAGACAGCAUGACACACCUUCACACCUUCCGAGCUAACUUCACCCAGCCGCUUUACGCUGCCUUCGGGGUGGGCAGUGGAGUCGGCGUGGGUCUGGACUUCGCCCUGGGCCAGUUCAGCUCCAGCGUUGACAGCAUCAAGAUCUGUCCCAUAUGAGGACGCAGGCACUGACAGGCCACAUUCACGUCAUCAGAACAACUGACUUCAGAGUUAAACACAGCAGCUCGGACGUGCUGUUAGCAGUGACUGAAAGCUUUUUUGUCCCUUUUUUCAUAUUUUAAAUGCACUUUGUGAGACAAGUUUGGGUUCCACGCCAAAAGCAAUCGCUGCAUUGUUUACAGCCAUGCUAGAAGCUUGGCUAUGUGAAUGGAAACAUCAGCCUGUUGGCUGGUUCAUCACAAAAACUACUGCAUGGACUCUUGGAUGGAUGUUUGUGGUCUCUAAAGUCCAAAUUGUGUUUUGUCCAAUAGUUUGGUUUGUGGACCAGUUCCUACAGUACUACAGUACAGAGCUGUUGUGAUAAGUCGAUGAGUUGUCAACAAUUAAAUUAACCUGCAACUAUUUUGAUAAUCGAUUAAACAAUCUGAGUCAAUUUUAUGAAAAAUUCUCUGAUUUCAGCUUUUCAAAUGUAAAUAUUUUCUGGUUUCUUUCAUCCACUGUGACAAUAAACUGAAUAUAAUUUGGUUAU